Molecule: messenger RNA, 2050 nt
Organism: Nasonia vitripennis (jewel wasp)
Lineage: Eukaryota; Metazoa; Arthropoda; Insecta; Hymenoptera; Pteromalidae
Product: bleomycin hydrolase
Exons: 5
Coding region: 215-1585 (456 amino acids)
Biological process (GO): response to toxic substance; L-homocysteine catabolic process; proteolysis
Cellular component (GO): cytoplasm
Molecular function (GO): cysteine-type aminopeptidase activity
Source: RefSeq, a predicted model, not a curated record
CAGCAGCGACCGGGGUCAUAACAACGGGAUAUUCCGGCGCCGGCAUCUUUGUUGUUCCCAGUGACUUUCUCUUUCUUCCCGUUGCCGACAGCAGCAGCAGUCGACUCGCGUAUAUUAGUGCGUCCCGGCUGGAGCUGUGCGUUAUUCUGCAAAACCCUCUCCGCUGACACGACGCUCUCGUCUUCUUCGCUUCUCUCAUCCUACGGACGCAAUUAUGGCUGCCACAGCGGGCGUUUUGACGAAGGACAUCGUGAGCCAGUUGAGGAGCAAGUUCUACGCGGAGCCGCGCAACUUGCAGGCCCAGAACGUCUGCUCGCGGCUGGACCCGCUCGAGGCUUGCAUCUCGCGCAAGACCAUCCAGGCGACGAACCACGUGUACCAGCACAAAAUCGAGACCGAGGGAAAGCCGGUCACCAACCAGAAGAACAGCGGCCGCUGCUGGCUCUUCGCCACCCUCAACGUCAUCCGCGUCCCCUUCAUCAAGCAGCACAAUCUCGAGGAGUUUGAGUUCAGCCAGAACUACCUCUUCUUCUGGGAUAAGAUCGAGCGAAGCAACUACUUCCUCCACAACAUCGUGAAGACGGCCAAGCGCGGCGAUGCUCUGGACAGCCGAACGGUGAACUUCCUGCUGCAGGACCCGAUUCCCGACGGAGGCCAGUGGGACAUGGUGCUGAACUUGAUCAACCGCUACGGCCUCAUGCCCAAGAUCUGCUACCCCGAGUCCUUCUGCUGCGAGAACUCGAGCAGACUGAACGCCCUGCUCAAGAGCAAGCUGCGCGAGUACGCGCAGACUCUGCGCACCCUCGUCGACAACAAGGCCACCGAUGAGCAGAUCAACGAGCGUAUCCUCGAGCAGAUGACUGUGGUCUACCGGAUAGUGGGCAUCUGCCUGGGCGUACCGCCGGAAACUUUCACCUGGGAAUAUUACGACAAGUCGAAGAACUACCAGAGCGUGGGACCGAUCACCGGACCUGAGUUCUACGAGAAGUACGUCAAGCCGUACUUCGACGUCAACGACAAGGUCUGCCUGGUCACGGACCCUCGUACCACCAAUCCCUUCGGUAAGAUCUACACGGUUGACUGUCUUGGCAACGUGGUGGGCGGCAGGCCGACCAUCUACAACAACCAACCGCCAGAGCUCCUGAUGAAGCUCUGCGCCGAAAGCAUCAAGAACAACGAGCCCGUCUGGUUCGGCUGCGAGGUCUCCAAGAGAUUCAGCGGCAAAGCUGGCAUUGAGGACAUCGAGGUCCACGACUACCAGCUCAUGUUUGGCACCGAUAUCCAGCUUGGGCUCUCCAAGGCCGAUAGACUGCUUUACGGCGAGUCCUCCAUGACGCACGCCAUGGUCUUCACUGCUGUUUCUUAUGAUAAGGACGGCAAGAUAUCGAAAUUCCGUGUGGAGAACUCAUGGGGAGAAGACCGUGGAGACAAGGGAUAUCUCGUUCUAACAUCCGAAUGGUUCAACGAGUUCGUCUUUGAAGCGGUAAUUGACAAGAAGCUCGUGCCAGCUGACGUACUCGAUGUUUUCAAACAAGAUCCAAUCGUUUUGCCUGCUUGGGAUCCAAUGGGCACACUCGCUCAGUGAUAAUUUAAUGAACUAAUGUAUCUAAAUGUAUCGAAAAUCUUUUAUAACUGAAAAAAAAAGAAAUAAUACGAAAAGAAAUAAGCUAAUCCGUACAUAAGUUGAAUUUUUUGUAGUUUUUAUACUCAAAAUUGGUACUUAAAAAAUCAGAGAAUUACGACAUGAUUAACGUUUAAUAAUCUGAUUAGUAUGAAAAUUGUCAUUCGUCUGAAUACUUAUGUAAAUUUGAGUAUAAUUAGUCACAUGGUGUAUUAUUUGCGAUUUCAAACUGAUAAAUUAGAAUCAUCAGUCACAUUUAUGGUGCAUUUUUAACUUUUAUAAAUUGAAUUAAAUAAUCAUGCUGUCAAAAUUUAAUGAUAAUGAAUGAUUUUAGAAUGUGUUUAUUUCGCUACAAUUUGUAAAAGUACUAUACUUAUAAGCUCCUAACAAAUACAAAAAAUUAAAUAAAAAGACUAUACUUUGAAAAAA